AUGUCGGUUGGCGCAGCGUCUGUUCCAUCGCAACUGGAACGGGAGUGUCUGACCGACGCGAGCCCAGACUGGGCUCAGCGCCUCCCGAACAGCAUUACUUCGCGCGCGCCCGGGGUGCUGGCGACACACGAGGGUGUCAUGCGCUCGUGCGCACUCGACCAGGCUGGGACUGGUUAG
Molecule: messenger RNA, 177 nt
Organism: Coniophora puteana RWD-64-598 SS2
Lineage: Eukaryota; Fungi; Basidiomycota; Agaricomycetes; Boletales; Coniophoraceae
Exons: 2
Coding region: 1-177 (58 amino acids)
Source: RefSeq, a predicted model, not a curated record